AUAUUUUAUUAUUGUUUAUGAAUAAUAACUAUAAUUAUUUUUAAACUAGACGUUUGAUUAUUUUGUUAUUGUACUGUAAUAAUAUAUCUGGCUUAUCUUUUUUUACGAUUUGUGCUUGUAAAAAUAAAGGAAAUCCUCUUUAUUAUGAAGAAACUUUUUAGCUAACUAUUAAAAUGGAUGUUUUCGAAGAAUUAGGAAUUCCCAGCAAGUACCUUAAAAAGACUAGUAGAGAGGAAAGAUUUGAUGCUUUGGUACAUAAAUCCUGGUUGAAGUCAAUAUUUAAACACCAAAAGUUAAUAGACUUCGUAGAAAAACCCAAAUCAGAAGCAUGGAAUAUCUUAGAAAAACCGAACUCCCCAUGGGUCAAAGUAAUUAUCACAGUAAACAAGAAACGGGAAUGCAAAGUUGUUCCGCUUCCUAAAAUAAGGCCUAAAACCGCAAAUGAUGAAAACCCAUUGUUUUUUCCCCAAUUAAUGCAAUAUAUUUCUCAAAGCAAUUUUAAGAACUUAUGGAAAGAGGCCUAUAAAAAAUAUGGAGGUGGUGGAGAAGGAAUCAAUGAUUCAGAAGUUACUCUUUUGGAUUACAAUCAGGCUCUAAGAGAAGUAAUUCUUCGGACAUAUGGAUGCCCGAUUGUUAAUGCCAUGGAUCCAACAGGCAACACUGAACCUUUAAAAGGUUUUGAUACACAUCCGAAUGUUAUACCGGUUUACUGUGCUAUUGAAACCUUAAAUGCAAUAUUUAUAUUUCACAUUCCUUAUUUGGAGCACACUUUAGCUGAUUGUGUUACUUUUAGUCCAGCUGUUUUAGAUAAAUGUUAUUCCAAACCUUUAUUUGUAAUUUAUCAGUUGAUUUGGUUGUUUAAAUCUAUGCACGACCAGAGCCUUACUCUCGGAGAUAUUACGCUAAAUGAUAUUUAUUUAAACGAUGACUUGUGGCUUUAUAUUUUUCCCCAUUUAUAUUCUAAUCUUUGCAUACAACAGCCGCAACCUAUUUAUACAAACCGACAUGGCGUUGUAAAAGAUUGCCGGAGAUUUGGGCACACAUUUGAAAGGAGUUCACUUAAAUGCCAAUUUUGUGGAAUAAAAACUUACGAUAAAGUUCAAGUGCAGAAUGAAUCUUUGGAGGAACUCUGUAACCUCUGGAUUGAAAGGAAGAUUUCAAACUACACAUACAUAUCUUUUUUAAAUAAAUUUUCAGGAAGAAAACUAGGAGAUCCUAAUUGCCACUAUGUAUUCCCUUGGGUGACAGACUUCGCUUCGAAAUGUGGAAAAAACUGGAGGGACCUAAAAAAAUCAAAAUAUAGACUAAAUAAAGGGGAUAGACAGUUGGAUCUAACUUAUGAAAAUGCUCAGACCCAAGUUCCUCACCAUGUAUCCGACGUACUUUCUUCCAUAACCUACUAUGUAUAUAUGGCAAGAAGAACACCAAAAACCGUUCUAUGUAAAAAUGUUAGGCCUAUAUGGGUACCCGCCGAGUAUCCAAGCUCAAUACAAAGAAUGCAAGAAUGGACACCUGAUGAAUGUAUCCCGGAGUUUUUUAUAGAUCCAUCAAUAUUUAGAAGUAUCCAUGAUGACCUAGAAGAUUUGGAGGUACCACAAUGGGCAUCUGGCCCUGAAGAAUUCAUCGAAAGGCAUCGAGAAGCACUGGAAAGCGAGCACGUGUCUGAAAGGUUACAUCAUUGGAUCGAUCUAACUUUCGGAUACAAGUUAUCAGGAAACGCAGCCAUAAAAGCUAAAAACGUAUGCCUUAAUUUGGCUGAUGAUCAUACGUUUUUGACCAAGUCUGGUAUAGUACAAUUAUUUUUUAAUCCUCAUCCAUCGAGAGCAAUAAAUACGCAAUAUUUUGGUAAGCUUCCCCCGAAGUUGCAUAUUUUUGGAUCCAGUAGAGAGAAGCAGCGAUCAAGAGACAGAAAUAGUCAUGCCAAUUUGGGAGUUGUAAAUAAGAGUGAUGAAGAGGAAAACUUAGACAAUACAGUAACAGGACCAUCCGCUUGGCCUACUUCAGGUCUUUCCAAAUACCUCUCGAGAAGUAGGUCAUCAUUACAUGAGGAGACUGAUGGAAAACCUAACCGAAGCCCUAGUGCGACAAGGAGCGCAAGUUUAGGCCCUAAAAAUUCUAGUUUUACUUCUCACGUCGCUUCUAAAUCUAAGCCAAACGCAUCUCUAAAUACAGGGAUUAUUUACCUUCCAAAAGACUACAAACCAGAACAAUCAUUGGAAACCCUAGAGAAACGUUAUAAUUUUAUUUCGAAGACAUUCCACGUUGAUAGUGGUAAAAGUUACAAAUUUUUUAACGACCCUCGAGGGACAGAAUCGAAACCACCAUUUGAAGACUGUCUAGUACAAAAUGCUUUUACUAAUUUUAUUUAUGCUGAGAAUUUUGAAGAGCAGAGGGUUAAAAACAAAGCUACAAAAUCCCAUACAUUUCCCAUAGAUAAUUAUCAUUGGGAGCAAAACUUUAAAGUGAAAAGCGAGAAGCCUUGCAGCUCGAGCGCAAUCUGUAAAUACUCACAGAUCAUAACGCAAAGAAGAAUCAAGGAGCUUCAAAUUUUAGGUUGCCUAAUAGUGGAAAUUUUCUUUCCGAAACAGUUAAGAUCGUUGGGUUCUAAUACGAUAUCACUGCCCUUUCCACAACGCCUUAAAAAUAGCCUUACCAUUGUAAAAACGCAUCAGAAUGAACUUCCUCCUUGCGUAUCAUAUAUCAUUAACAUUUUAUUGCAACCAGAAGUUAGUGAUUUAAAAAGUUUUAGCUAUCCGCCAAUAACAGAUAUUGGGCUUCCUCCACCAAGUGCUAACUUAUUAUUGCAACCCAUUCUCCAUCAAAUGAUACCCUUUCCGAAAGGAUUUCCAAUGUUGUAUAAAAUAUGCAGAAGUCUUAAGGAGUUUAGGAAUAUCGCUUUGGAACUGCAAAUACUGUACCAUUUCGAUUGUGAUGGAAAUAUGUGUGAGGAGAGCGAAAAUAUUGAAAGGACGAAAAUACUAUUUGCUCAAAAUAUCGCAGAGUGCAAAGUUAAAAUUUGUGCAAGACAAUUGGAAGACUUCUUAAAGUCAAUUAAUCCUAACACCGAUAACGUAAUCAUCAACAUUUUGAUGAUGUACGUUAAGGAACUUAUCGAAGAUCCUCCUACGUCAGUGUUAGCGCUUUGGUACCUUUUUGAUCCGAUUUCUAGAAUGUUAGGUCCCAAAAACACAUCAAAAUAUUUACUUAAUUCCAUCUUGAGGCUUUACGAUAACGAGCCCACUGAUGGUUAUUCCCCGUAUACAACUAAAAUUGCCAAGUUGUACCAUCAUAGUUUUUUGCUUAGACUAAUUGUAAGACUUGGCCUAAAGUGUUUUUUGGAUAAUUUUGUCACUCCUCUGGUAGAAGCUGUAGGAGGUUACAAAGAUUAUGAUCAAUCAGAUUUUUGCCUGCAUACUCAUACGGAAAAAGUGACGAGAAAAACCUCACAUCUUAAAAAUAUGGACGCUGAUAGUAAUCAGGUCUCUUUAAGUGACGAAUCGAGCCCAUCUAGUGAAAAACCUUUAAAAGCACCCAAAAUUGAGCUUGAACAGAUUAAGGAUGAAGAAUUAUUUGAUCUGGAAGAGGAUAAAGAAUCAGAAAUGAAAUUUAAAAGUUUGAUAGAACAUCUAGAGUUAAACGUGGCAUCGGAUCUUCCUUUUAAUAUUUCAGCUGCUGAAGAAGCCUUGGAUGCGACUUUGCCAGAAAAUUUAGAAGAAUUCAAUGCCUUAGAGGAAGAUGCAUUAAACUUUAUUGAGGAUCAAGAAGAUAAUAGUUCAAAUGCAGUAAUCUCCCCUACCAUUCCUAUACCGAUCAGUAGUCAUAAUAAUGUCAUUAAUAUCAGCUGUGAAAUAGGAAGUAGAAAGUCGGAAUCAGACAGCUCGAUUGAUAAGAAAUUCCCCGAAUCUCAAAAUUAUUUAUAUUUGGAUAGUCCAAAUUCAAGUUCGGAUGUUACAAAACUCUCAUCCUCUGUUACUUCUAAUACAAUGAGUUCCAGGAGUAAAAAAAAUAAUACGAAAAUUUCUGAAAUGAGUGUCGAUUCAAUUAUUUGGCUUUCACAUAGAUUGGGUCCAGUUCUAAUGGCCAAAUAUCUUUCAAGAAAUUUGCUCAAAAUGCUAACCCUUUGCUACGUGGGAAAGGAAAAUUUAAUAUUUGUAAAUACCGAAGAACCUUGUGAUACUAAUGCCAAAUCUAGUGAUGUAACUGUGACGUUAAGCAAAGUUGUGGGGGAUAAAUCCGCAGCUAACGUUUUGGAAUGUCUUGCAAAUGUUGCAGCCCUAUAUGGUGAGAAACUAAUAAUUUUUCAAUAUCUACCUCAUAUGACAGAAUUGUUGGCCCUCUGCAAAAGAAAAUUGACUCAGACUUUAGAGGGAGGCCUAAUAUCUUGUCUUGCAUUGCUAAAACAUAUCAUACCAUAUUUAAAUGAUGCAACACUUAUGGACCAUUUACAGGAUAUACUCUCAGGAAUUAUGCACCCAAUAGUAAGACUUUUAGGUUCCACAAAACAUGUAUUUCCAAGCGGUUUUGUUGCCAGAAAUGUGUUAGCUAGAAAAUAUGUGGAUACCUUAUUUGUUUUAUCUAUAAGAAUAGGAUCAGAUAUGACCAGGAAGUACCUAGGGGUACCGGCUCUACAAAGAUUCUUUUAUAUUUUUGAUAAAGUAUAUGGCAAUCGAGAUCAUUCAUCCUCGGAGAAAGAUGCUGGUUUUUAUACAAAUCAAAUAGACGCUCAGCCUAAUUCAUCAAGCUCAGUGGAUUUUACCAUGGGUGGUAAACCUAUACCAAUCAAUAAUAUAAUUUUAAAAGAGGAUGAAAAUAGUAGGAGCUCCUCACCAGGAGAUAUAUUUGGCGAAGAAAAUAUCCAGUCGCUAGCACUUCAAGAAAUUAAGCAAGUAUUCAGUCCAGAACUAGCUCAUAUGGCUUACGUACCAUUCCUGAAGCACGUUGGAUCCAAUUCUCUAGAUAUUUCUCUUAAAAACCACGACAAAAUCAGGGAACUGUGCCAAUUAUUUGAGCAAGAAAUGGUCGCUUUUGGCAAAAGUAAAACAUUUAACUUUACUCCGCAGAUCCCAUUAUCUAGCAGCGUUGGAAGUAAUAUUAAUUUAAUAGGCAAUAGAAUAGAUAUCCAAGGAGACGUUCACUAUAGUCAAACGUCAACCGAUCUGUUAAGUUUAGUAAGCAAUAAAAUGGAAAACAACUCGAGACAUUUGAAGGGUAAUUGGUUAAGCUAUUGGGCCCAUGAAAUAGGCAGGCCAGAAAAGGAUACUACGUUUCAAUUUAAUCAGAUUAAAUUGCAAACUUUUGUGGGUCACACAAACAGUAUCAAAAGUCUACAUGUCCUAGAUAAUGAAAACAGCUUUCUCUCUGGGUCAAGGGAUAAAACAGUAAAAUUAUGGUCUUUAAGGAGUCAAGGCGAUGGCACUUUAACUUCCCCGUGCCAAUGGACUUACUCCGGGCAUAAAAAAACUGUUUUAAGCUUAACCUUUGUCGACAGUCUCAGAUUGGUUGCCUCCUGCGAUAGUGUGGUUCACCUUUGGGAUCCUUUUAUGGGCGCGCUCGUAGGACAGUUAGAAUCACCUAAGUUCUGCCCCGUAAAUGUAGUCAAAAGCACGCCGUCACCAUCAAGCUUGAUUUUUUCUGCCACCACCGAAGGCAGUAUUAAAAUAAUCGACGGUCGAUUGGCGAGUUACGUCUAUGAUUUAAAGAUUUCAAUAAAUCCGUCAGGUCUAAUAAGAUGCUUAGCACUAGGUCCGUCUGGUACUUGGGUUGCAGCUGGUCAAUCUUCCGGAAGUAUUACCGUACUUGAUACCAGAACCGGAUUGGUUAUUUCCAGUUGGCGGGCCCACGAAGGCGAAGUUUUACAAAUUGUAGCUGUUAGUGAUGAAACAUUAGUGUCCAGUAGUCUAGACCAAACCAUAAGCGUGUGGAAUAUUAGUGACGGACGUUUUAAACACCAUAUGAGCUCCGUUCCCAGGGCCGCUACAGAGCCUGCACACUGUCUACAUAUCUACGAGGGCGCCGAACUAAUCAGCGCUACGACAGCCAAUAGAAUAGGCGUACAUACCGAGGUUUCCUCAGAGGCGUCUUACAGCAGUACGAAGCUUCGACCAGACACCUUCAAGGGCCUCCUCACCUCCAUGGGGAUGUUACCUCUAAAUAGACUAUUACUAUUAGGAGCUGAAAAUGGGCAAAUCAGUUUGUUCUGUUAAGGAACUUUCGGUCUUUGGAGGACCGAGUUUUCUUCCCUUAUAUUGAUGAAGGUAUAUGCAGGAAAGAUUUUUGAUAAAUAUUAAAAUCAUAAGCGAACGGAUUAUUAAGAUAUUAUUAUUAUUUAAGAACGGGUAUUUAAAACCAAAAUUGUUUAUCCUUUUUUUGCUUCGAAUUAUGUUAAAUGAGAUACAGUCUAAUAAUAUUUAUAAAGAAUUAUUGUUUUUAUUACAUACAUUACAAGAUAAAAAUGCACGUGGAAAUAUUCUAUUAUAGAUACAUAUCGCACAUGUAAUCCAAAAGUGUCACUAUACAAAAUAUUUGCAAAAUGUACUUUUUACAAUAAAACUCUUCCGAACCACACCGGCAACAAUGUCACUAUAUAAAAUAUGUUGAAUAAUUACAUUAGAGACCUCUGGAUGGCGCAAGUGUCAUUAUGGCUUACGCAAUAUUAAUACGCUCGUGGCGGGCAAUAGUGACAUUUUUUGUUUAGUGACGGUUUAGCCAAACCCAAAUUGAAAUAUAUUGCAAAACUUCAUACAGUGACCAAACUUUUAAGCAAAUGAGUUGUUCGGCGCGUCGUUCAACACGUCAAAAUACCAAAGUUUUCAAUUAAAUAAACUUUACACAGAAAGAUUAAAAUUGUUCGAUCGAAAAAAACAAGACAUUAAAAGUCUUAUUAAAAAUUCCUUAAUACUUCAAUGCUAUGUACACUCCUUUUAUAAUAAUAUUUUGUAAUGUUAAUUACCCACUAUAUUAAAUUUACCCAACGAAAAUAUUUUGUUUUUUCAUAAUAGAAGCUGUCCAUAUUUAAAGUUGUGUUUAUGUUGUAUUUACCAGGUGUUUGAAUAUUUUGUUUUAAGAAUUAAUUUUUUGUUUUUGCGGUUGUUUUUAUAGCCAUUAAUUUGGCUUUAGUGCCAUUUCUGUAUCAGUGAUAUAAACUUUUAUUGGCACAGUGUAAAUUUAACCGUAGUUUAAGAUUUAAACGUAAAGGACAGCUAUUUUGUAUGAAUUUGAAUGGAAAAUAACAGUGAUGGUUUAAAUUUUAAGCUAUGGAUAAGUUCGCGGUGCAUAAGUAGUCAUUUAGAUGGUCGGUUUAAGUUAAGUUAGUAGUUAAGAUAAAAAAUAUUUUUUAGAAGUACCUAUCUACAUCAUUUUUUGUUCAAGCAGUUGUGUAUAAAAAUAAAUGUUUUAUGUUUCAUUUAAUAUAAAAAUAUUAUGCUUUUCUACAUAUUUCUAUUUUUUUUUUUAAUUUUAUGGUUUGAAAAAUUUUGACAAAUUUUAAAAAUAUUGCAAUAAAUGGAAAAGUGACACUAUAAAUUAAGAAACUAAAAAAUAAACAAAUAAAAGAAUUUAUUUUCCAUUUCUGUUUAGUAAAAUGGCUAAAGCCAAAACAUCGUUCACUGUGAUAAAAAAAUCGUUCAUUUAUUAUCAAUAUAAUCACCGUUAUUUGUCUUUCCAUUUUGCCGAAAACUUUAAAUUGCUCUCCUGAUAAAUUUACAUUUUUCGUAUAGUGACACUUUUGAAUUACAUGUGCGAUAUGUCAACCAGUUUAAGAACUAAUCAGUAGAAAAGGAAAACCUGCGGUUUUGGUGGCCUAUACCUUUGAGUACAAAAAUUUGCUACCCUUGAAUACAAACUCUUUGGCUUUUGAGUUUUUUACAGAUUUAUAAUCUAUGUAUUUAGAAUAUAUUAAAGGUAUAUAUCGAAAAUAAUGCAUUUAAGUCAAUAGAUUGCUAGUAGUAGGUUCGAAUCAGUAAAUCGAGAACUAUAAUUCGUAAAUUCAAUGAGCUGGUUUGGUAGUACAUAAUUUUCCUUUUGGUUAUUAAGUUAUUUUUUGGAUAGAUGAUGCCCUUUUUAUAUUUUCUGAUAAUCAGCAUUCGGUUUAAAAUUUAUGACCUUUAAUUAAAUAUGCAAUGUAUGUCAUUUAAAGAUCUUAGAAAGUAUAAUAUAACUUAAUAAAAGAUUCCAAGUUUCA
Messenger RNA from Anthonomus grandis grandis, 8179 nucleotides. RefSeq names its product WD repeat-containing protein 81 (gene Wdr81). The coding region runs from base 174 to 6203 and encodes 2009 amino acids. The transcript has 33 exons. Gene Ontology annotation, molecular function: phosphatidylinositol 3-kinase regulator activity; protein binding. Gene Ontology annotation, cellular component: mitochondrion. The record is from RefSeq and is a predicted model, not a curated record. Gene Ontology annotation, biological process: aggrephagy. NCBI's taxonomy places the organism in Eukaryota, Metazoa, Arthropoda, Insecta, Coleoptera, Curculionidae.